UUCUUACUGUCGGGUUGCAGCCAUGGCUUGAAAAGUUCAUACCGCUACCUACCAUACUGUAGAAUUUAGUGCGGGCCAUAGGACGAGAAGGUGUAUGUGUUCAAAUCUAUGAGGUCUUGAUGUUUCUCUCGCGAGAUCUGACAACAUCGCGUGGGAACAAAACAGGACGAUGACAAAGCAAAAUGGCGUUUGAUAAAGACGUUAUUGUGUUCUUUCUAGUUUUCUGUUCCUAAUCUGUGCGUACAUGUACCCUUAUAUUAUAUGUGUAUAAUAGAGUAAACAGCGUUAAUAAUUGUUUACAUCCGGAUACAUUAGUCCGAGCGCACUUUGACGGUUCUCGUGCUAGCUUAGCUAGCGAGUUAGCUUUGCUUGUUAGCUGCUAACAAAGAGACGCAGAAGUGAUCAACACGUCGCUAAGCAGAGAUCAGAUGUGAGUGUAAAGUGUUGUGAUUGUGUGAAAAUGUGCGAAAGAACGAUAGCAGAGUACAAGGAGGAACAUUCUCCAACUAAAGAGAAGGAGCGACAACAUCAACUACUGGACGCUGUUUUCAAGGAACAUCAGCUUGUUUUACACAGAACAGAUGUCUGUAAAGAACAUCUUCUCCCUGAGCAGCAGGAGUGGACCGGCGGGAUGGAGCAGGGAAAACCACAGCGCCCCCACUUUAAAGAGGAAGAGGAGUCACAGCCCCCUCACAUUAAAGAGGAGGAGGUGGAGAAACAGACCCCUCACAUUAAAGAGGAAGAGGAGGAAUACUGCAUCAGUCAAGAAGGAGAGCAUAAUGAAGGACUGGAGAAGGUUGAUGUCAAUGAGAUGACACAGACUGGUGUCACUGUGAAGAGUGAAGAUGAGGUCAAAGGUGAAAGUAAGGAGAAGAGAGAAGUGGAGCCUUCAAGCAGCAGCUCAAUUCAACACAUGAAAACAGAAGCUGAUGAAGACCACUGUGGAGGAUCACCAGCAGACAAGCUCUUAGCUCCACUGUCAGAUAGUGACGACACAACGUCACACUCUCCCGACACUGAUGAUGACAUGUCAUGUCACACUGACAUCACACACUAUAAAUGCUCUCACUGUGGCAAAACUUUUAAAUAUCAUUGUCAUUUAAAAAUACACAUCAGAACGCACACUGGAGACAAACCAUUCAUGUGCUCAUUUUGUAGUAAAAGCUAUUCCCGCAAGGAACAAUUGAAAAUUCACAUAAGAACGCACACUGGCGAAAAACCAUAUUCCUGUUCAAGUUGCAACAAAAGCUUCGGAGAAAGGACAAAACUUGUACUACACAUGAGAACGCACACCGGUGAAAAACCGUACAUGUGCUCAAUUUGUGGUAAAAGAUUCUCUCAAAAGCAACAUUUGAAAGCACACACAAGAAAAAGCACUGCUGAAAAGACUUGUUCAUCCUCAACCCACGGUGAAUACUUUACACAAAAUACCGAUUUGAAACCAUAUAUGACUCCACACACUGGAGACAAACCAUUCAUGUGCAUCAUUUGUAAGAAAAGAUUCUCCCGAAAGCAACAAUUGGAAAUUCACCACAGAACACACACUGGUGAAAAACCAUAUUCCUGUUCCAACUGCUGGAAAAGCUUCGGAGAAAAAUCCAAACUUACAUUACAUAUGAGAACGCACACUGGUGAAAAACCAUAUUCCUGUUCAUGCUGCAACAAAAGCUUUGCUGACCGAUCAGCACUUGUAAAACACAUGAAUCGACGCACUGGUGAAAAACCUGUUAUCUGUUCAGUCUGUGGUAAAGGUUUUGUACAAAGUCAAGAUUGGAAAGACCACAUGGAAAUGCACGCUGAGAAAGUGUUGAGUUGCAGUGCGUGUGGUGAAAUAUUCCCUUGUAAGUACCAAUGUAACAAACACAAGUGUGCUGGUGGGAACAGCAGCAGCAAAUGAAGCUGCAGAAUUUGGAAUAAAUUGUCAAAACUUUGAUUUUCUAAUAACAUCACCACAUAUAAAAUAUAACAUCAUAUUCAUGUGUAACGCUAUCCUGUUUAAUAUGUUGCUACCAUUUAUAGAUUGGAAUGUUUUAGAUGAGGGAUUUCAUUUCAGUGUUUUUCCAAAUUGGUUUUAAAUGAAUGGCGUGUUUAUAUAUUUUCAUUUCUGAUUUUAAAUGAUUGCAUAGACAAAUUAUUUUAUAUGAUAGACAUAUUUGUUUUACAUUUGUUCAAACCCUUUUUUAGUACACAUAAAUCACUCUUAGUUCAUAUGUAUUGGUUCACAUCUGAAACAUCU
Nerophis lumbriciformis (worm pipefish) is the source of this 2236-nucleotide messenger RNA. RefSeq lists its product as uncharacterized. The record is from RefSeq and is a predicted model, not a curated record. Lineage: Eukaryota; Metazoa; Chordata; Actinopteri; Syngnathiformes; Syngnathidae. Gene Ontology annotation, biological process: regulation of transcription by RNA polymerase II. Gene Ontology annotation, molecular function: RNA polymerase II cis-regulatory region sequence-specific DNA binding; DNA-binding transcription factor activity, RNA polymerase II-specific.